UUCAAAAUUUAUUUUUCGUUUAGUUACUUCUGCAUGAUGAAUUUUAGUUUAUGGCAAUUAACGGUUAUCUUGGUGCUGGGUAUUUGUGCCGGACAAGGAAAUGGAAAGGCCAAUCGACUUCUAUUGCAGAAUUAUGAUCAGGUUUUUGACGGAGCUCAGUCCCGGUCAGCGCACGGAGAACCAAAUAACUGUCUAUCGGAAUUAUGGUCCACUGAAUGCCCCCCUGAUGCGUAUCUGGUACCCAUGAGUCCUCAAUUAGUUGAAUACAUUGUUAGCCUACACAACUAUUUGCGCAGCACCAGUGGGGCUCAGACUAAAUCAAUCCCCUUUCGCUGGAGCAACGAAUUGGAAAAGUUAGCUGAAUAUAAUGUUAAGCAAUGUAAGGUCGCUCACGAUGAUUGUCUGACCAAUACUUACAAGAUCACCGGACAAAAUCUCGCGCACAAUGUCUAUACGGGAACAUUUAAUGCGCGAACUGAUAGUGCAUUGGUAUUGCAAUCCAUUAAAUCUUGGUGGGGCGAAUACAAAAAUAGUCAGCAAGAGAAAAUUGGGUUUGACAAGAACAUAGUUAUAGGUUGUGCCGCAUCCAGAUUCUAUUCAAAAACUUCGCAUAACUUCCUGAUUGCCUGCAACUACGCAACAAUUAACAAUCUUGGUCAAUUUGAGCUUCGUCAAGAUAACACCGCAGGGCUGGGCUACCCAUUUGACAAAAGGCUUUUUUAUUGAA
Molecule: messenger RNA, 727 nt
Organism: Drosophila navojoa
Lineage: Eukaryota; Metazoa; Arthropoda; Insecta; Diptera; Drosophilidae
Product: antigen 5 like allergen Cul n 1-like
Source: RefSeq, a predicted model, not a curated record